AUGGCCAUUUGGCGGCAAUUCGGUCUACAACUGCGCCGCGCGGCGCCCAAGGCGAACUACGGUACUCUCGGUCUCACCCGGCCUCCGCGACAGUUCAGCCACUCUACAGGUCAACCCUUCACUGGGUUAGGAAAGAACGGCGGGCUGGGACCGCAGACGUGGAAGUUUCGGAGAUCCUUUUCUGUGACGGCGCAUACCGCUCAUGGUCACAUCACGCCGCCAAAGGCCGGCGAGGAGAUCAAUAUUACGUUUAUCGACAAAGACGGUACCAAGGUGGAAUUGCAGGUGGCUGAGGGUGACAACUUGUUGGACAUUGCCCAGGCCAAUGAUCUCGAGAUGGAGGGUGCAUGCGGCGGCUCAUGUGCCUGCUCAACCUGCCAUGUGAUUGUGGAGGAUCCAGACAUGUUUGACAAGAUGGAGGAGCCUUCAGAUGACGAGAACGACAUGUUGGAUUUGGCAUUUGGAUUGACUGAGACAUCGCGACUCGGAUGUCAAGUGAUUAUGAGCAAAGAUUUGGACGGCCUUGUUGUGCGUCUGCCUUCGAUGACUCGAAACCUCCAGGCGAGCGACUUCCAGUCCAAGUGA
Molecule: messenger RNA, 585 nt
Organism: Penicillium oxalicum
Lineage: Eukaryota; Fungi; Ascomycota; Eurotiomycetes; Eurotiales; Aspergillaceae
Product: ferredoxin family 2Fe-2S iron-sulfur cluster binding protein
Exons: 3
Coding region: 1-585 (194 amino acids)
Biological process (GO): P450-containing electron transport chain; positive regulation of oxidoreductase activity
Cellular component (GO): mitochondrion
Molecular function (GO): 2 iron, 2 sulfur cluster binding
Source: RefSeq, a predicted model, not a curated record